UGCCUGUUCAGACCCUGCCACCUCAAUUAGCCACCGCGUAGGUGGAGUAAUUCAAUCAGCAGAGCCUAGAUCACUGCCCCAGAGCCACUCUGCUCAAUCCAGACAGACUCACCACACUGACGGGCUGCUCUCUGAGGACCAGGAUACAAGAGGAAGAAUGACGGAGCGCUAUGACUGCCAUUAUUGUAAGGAGUCCUUGUUUGGGAAGAAGUAUGUCCUGCGGGAAGAGAACCCCUACUGUGUGAAAUGCUAUGAGAGCCUCUACUCCAACACCUGUGAAGAGUGCAAGAAGCCCAUUGGCUGCAACAGCAGGGAUUUGUCAUAUAAGGACCGCCACUGGCAUGAGGAGUGUUUCCACUGCUUCCAAUGCAAGCGCUCACUGGUGGACAAACCCUUCUGUACCAAGGAUGAUCAACUGCUGUGCACCGAGUGCUACUCCAAUGAGUAUUCUUCCAAGUGCCACGAGUGCAAGAAGACCAUCAUGCCUGGCUCCAGGAAGAUGGAGCAUAAGGGCAACAGCUGGCAUGAGACAUGUUUUACCUGUAAACGCUGCCAGCAGCCCAUUGGCACCAAGAGCUUCAUCCCUAAGGACAACAAUAACUACUGUGUGCCCUGCUACGAGAAGCAGUUUGCCAUGCAGUGUGUGCACUGCAAGAAGCCCAUCACCACUGGAGGAGUGACUUACCACGAUCAGCCAUGGCAUAAGGACUGCUUCCUGUGCACUGGCUGCAAGCAGCAGCUGUCUGGCCAGCGUUUCACUUCUCGCGAUGACUUUGCCUACUGCCUCAACUGCUUCUGCAACCUGUAUGCCAAGAAGUGUGCCUCCUGCACCAGCCCCAUCAGCGGCCUUGGAGGAAGCAAGUACAUCUCUUUUGAGGAGCGCCAGUGGCACAACGACUGCUUCAACUGCAAGAAGUGCUCAGUGUCUCUUGUGGGCCGAGGCUUCCUGACUGAGAGAGAUGACAUCCUGUGCCCUGAGUGCGGCAAAGACAUCUGAGACACGGAAGUUCUGACAUAACAGAGAAAUGCAGAGACAUGCAGCAUGGGUAAACACUAAUUAACCCAUAUGAAUCCUAAUCAUAACAAAAAAUAUUAACACCAGCAAUUACCACACUGUACAUAUAGGAACAGGCAAAUCCAUGUACUUCCUCUCCACUAACAGCUGCAGUAGUUGAUAAUAAUUAAGAUAAGAAAUAAUUGUCACAUAUUUUUGUCAUAGGUAUUUAUUGUCUAUAUAGGAUGAGCAGUAAAGCUUCAUGAUUAAACAUGUACACUUGGAAAGUAACUGCAAAAAAUAUGAACAUUAGAAAAAAAGUAAAAAUGAACUAUUAAGAUGUCUAUUAAUAAGCUAAUCUACUUACAGAUCUGGACUGAAGUCAGAAAGCAUUUAUAAGCAAGCCCUUCUUCCUCUUUGUCAGCAGUUUUACUAUGGCCUAACACAUUGCUAACUAACAGGAGAAUAAGGAAAAAGAUUCUGCUUUAUAUUUGUGAAGAUUUCCCAGUAACGACUGUGUGUAACCAAGAAUGCAAAUAAAAACAUUAAAACAA
Molecule: messenger RNA, 1548 nt
Organism: Pygocentrus nattereri (red-bellied piranha)
Lineage: Eukaryota; Metazoa; Chordata; Actinopteri; Characiformes; Serrasalmidae
Gene: fhl2a
Product: four and a half LIM domains 2a
Exons: 6
Coding region: 158-997 (279 amino acids)
Cellular component (GO): nucleus; Z disc
Molecular function (GO): protein binding; transcription coregulator activity
Source: RefSeq, a predicted model, not a curated record